AUGGCUCCAUUGAUCGAAGACAGUUUCCCCUCCAUCAUUCCCAGCGCCAAAUCAAGCAACCUCGACAGACCCACACUGUACAGCGACAUCAACGACGACGAGCUCACCGAAACAGCAAGAUCCUGCCUUGCAAAUUAUGGCACAAAGUUCGAAAAGGACAUUAUCGUCGGCAGCAAAGGCCUCUACGUGUACACUGCCUCUGGUCACAAAUGCCUCGACUGGACCUCUGGACAGAUGUCCUGCUUGAUAGGCCACGGCCAUCCUGAGAUCGUAUCAACAAUCGACGAACAUGCCGCAAACCUGGACCACCUGUUCUCCGGGAUGCUGUCCCCACCAGUCAUCAAUCUAGCAAAGCGCCUCACAACGCUCUUGCCAACGGGGCUAGACAAGGCAUUCUUCCUCAGCACGGGCGGCGAAUCGAACGAGGCCGCCAUCAAAAUGGCAAAGGUAUACACUGGCAAGUUUGAGAUUGUGGGUUUGGGCGCCAGUUGGCACGGCGUCACCGCCCAAGCUUUGGGAACACAAUACCACUUUGGCCGCAGGGGACAAGGACCCCUGAUGCCAGGAAUGCAUAUGCUCCCGCCACCCAAUGCUUAUCGAUCCAUCUUCCGCAACCCGGACGGCAGCUACGAUUGGGAGACGGAACUCAACUAUGGUUGGGAGCUGAUCGAUCGCGCGUCAUGCGGCUCACUAGCGGCUUGCAUAGUCGAGUGCAUCCAGUCCAGUGCAGGAAUGCACGUCCUCCCGCGGGGGUACCUCAAAGCCCUCAAGAAGCAUUGUGAGCGCCGCGGCAUGUUACUCAUCGUGGACGAAGCGCAGACCGGCGUCGGCCGAUGCGGCGACCUCUUCGCAAUCAACCACGAAGACGUCGUCCCCGACAUCUUGACGCUGAGCAAGACUUUGGGCAACGGUCUGCCCCUUAGUGCCGUGGUGAUGAGUACCCAGAUCGAACGGGUUUGUGCCGAGAGAGACUUUUGCUUCUACACGACACAUGUCAAUGAUCCCUUGCCUGCAGCCGUGGGUGACAAAGUUCUAGAAAUCGUCGUGCGGGACGAUCUGGUCCAGCACUCGCGUGAGAUGGGUCUCCACUUGCAGGCCGGGCUUCUGAGGCUGAAAUCUCGCUAUGCAUGCAUCGGCGACGUGCGUGGCCGCGGGUUGAUGGCUGGGGUGGAAAUCGUGGGUGGUCGUGAGAAGAAGAGCCCAGCGACCGAGCUAGCCAGGAACAUCGCCAGCAAGAUGUACGAUCUGGGUCUGUGGGCCAACCUGAGCAGCCACUCCAGUUUCGGUGGUGUGUUCAGGAUUGCGCCGCCGAUUGUCAUUACGAGGGAGCAACUCGAUCAAGGCCUGGAGAUCAUGGAGCAGGCUUUCCAGACCACCAAGGGAAGUAUGCCAUUGUAUUGA
Molecule: messenger RNA, 1401 nt
Organism: Cladophialophora yegresii CBS 114405
Lineage: Eukaryota; Fungi; Ascomycota; Eurotiomycetes; Chaetothyriales; Herpotrichiellaceae
Product: 2,2-dialkylglycine decarboxylase (pyruvate)
Exons: 1
Coding region: 1-1401 (466 amino acids)
Cellular component (GO): mitochondrion
Molecular function (GO): transaminase activity; pyridoxal phosphate binding
Source: RefSeq, a predicted model, not a curated record